ACACGGGCAGACUGCAGACCGUGCGUGUUACCUGUGCAUUCAUCCACGGCUCUGCGACCCGCUCACGCUGCCUGUGCAUCGACGGAGGGGGCAUUAGAUCCAAGGAGCCAAGCGACCCUCCGGAGCAACAAGGUCAAACACUCCGAUCCCCCCCCCCCCCCCGGUUGAUACGAAGGUGCAUUACAGCCACCACAACAACGCGGUGCGUGUGUGCAUGAUUCGAGGCUGAGCAGGAGGAGGAGGAGGAGGCUGCUGCGGUCUGAACCCAGAUUUUUAUCCCUGGAUAUUUUCGACUCAGGCGUCGUGCCGUUCGCGUACACGGGCUGCGCGUGUGUGUGUUUUAAUAUGACACCGUGUGCUCCCCGCCGCCUCUUCCCAUCCCGCGUCUGAGGGGGGGGGGUCUCACCCGUUCUCUGCCUCCCGAGGACCCUCCAGCAGCGGGACGUUGAGCGUUUUUUCUUCCAGCCAUGGAGAGUGAAGAUGCGGAUUACAGAGGAAUCCCCGCCGCUGCGGUAGCCGCAUCGUACACCCCGACACGGCACUGUUUUCGGCAGGACUAAGCGACACUAUGAAUACGCAUUUUCAGCCUAGAGGAAUAAAUCGGUGAAUUUAGUCCGGAGCACGGUUGGACUCUCCCCACUAGGAAACGUGUGAGAGAGAGAGAGGGCGCUAUCCCCGCUAGCCUGUGUGUAGUAACGCUAGCUUCUAGCUCCUUUAGCCGGCUAACUGCUAAAAGGUGCUGCCUGGGGGAUUGAAAAGCGGUUUAAUAAUUCCGGCCGGGCUUCGCCGAGCCUUUCCCUGCCUCAACAUUUUUAUUCACAGGGUCUCAGGGGAUUCACUCAUUCCAGGAAUGAGGUCUCGAACAGAAAGGAACCGCUUGACCUUGUUUUGGGGUCUGAUGCUGGGUCUGUCGUCCUGCCUCCGGCCCGCCACCGCAGAGAUCUGUGGUCCAAGCAUCGACAUUGGCAAUGAUAUCAGUGAAUUCAGGCGUUUAGAGAACUGCACAGUGGUGGAGGGCUACCUGCAGAUCCUCCUCAUCGGUGACAAAAACAACAAUAAUAUCAACCUGGAACACUUCCGCUCCCUCAGCUUCCCCAAGUUGACCAUGAUCACUGACUACCUGCUGCUAUUCCGGGUGUCGGGCCUGGACAGUCUAAGUGCGCUCUUUCCCAACCUUGCCGUCAUCCGAGGACGUAACCUAUUCUACAACUACGCCCUUGUAAUAUUUGAGAUGACCAGCCUGAAAGACAUCGGCCUGUACAACCUGCGUAACAUCACCCGUGGUGCCAUCCGCAUUGAGAAGAACCCUGAGCUGUGCUACCUGGACUCUGUAGACUGGUCACUCAUCUUGGACGCAGAGUUCAACAAUUACAUUGCCGGGAACAAGCAGUCCAAGGAGUGCAGCGAUGUUUGUCCAGGCAUCAUGGAGAAUAGUCCGCAGUGCAGAAAGACCAUGUUCAACAACAACUACAACUACCGCUGCUGGAAUUCCAAUCACUGCCAGAAAGAAUGCCCUGAGAAGUGUGUGCAGCGAGCGUGCACAGCGGACGGCGAGUGCUGCCACCCUCAGUGUCUAGGCAGCUGCACAGUCCCCCUUAACGACACAGCAUGUGCCGCAUGCUUGCAUUACUACCACCAAGGACGCUGUGUGGCCAACUGCCCUCCCGGCACCUACAAGUUCGAGGGCUGGCGCUGCAUCAGUGCCGAGCUUUGCUCCAAAGUCCACCUCCCAGAGUUCGACAGCUUCAUCAUCCACGGUGGAGAGUGCAUGCCUGAAUGCCCGUCUGGGUACACGCGCACUACACUCAACAGUAUGACCUGUACAGCAUGUGAUGGUCUGUGUGAUAAAGUGUGUGAGGAGAAGGUCAUUGACUCCAUGGACGCUGCUCAGUCUCUCAAAGGCUGCACUGUUAUUAAAGGCAACCUGCAUAUCAACAUCCGCCGAGGCCACAACAUGGUGGCAGAGCUGGAGAGUUUCACUGGUUUAAUUCAGAGGGUGACGGGAUACGUGCGGAUCCGACACUCUCACACUCUGAGCUCCCUGGCCUUCCUCCGCAGCCUCAGAUACAUCGACGGAGAAGACCUUCUGGAUGACAUGUACGCCUUCCAUGCGUUUGACAACCAGCAGCUCCAGUAUCUUUGGGACUGGAAACAGCACAAUCUCACUAUCAAAACAGGAAAGCUCUACUUCAGAGCCAACCCGAAGCUGUGCAGGUCUGAGAUCCGCAACAUGUGGAACAAAACGGGUAUCCAUGGCCGCUUUGAUGAGAGCGAUUUCCGAAACAACGGCGACCGAGCCAGCUGUGAAAGCACUAUCCUGACGUUUAAGUCCAACACCACCAGCAGCACACGGAUCAAACUGAUCUGGCAGCGGUACCGGCCUCCUGACUACAGGAACCUCAUCAGCUUUAUUGUCUACUACAAGGAGGCGCCAUUCCAGAACAUCACAGAGUUCGAGGGGCAGGACGGCUGUGGCUCCAACAGCUGGAACAUGGUGGACGUGGAGCUGAGGCAGGACAAGAACUCUGACCCUGGCGUUCUGCUGUCUGGUCUGAAACCCUGGACGCAGUAUGCCGUCUUCGUCAAGGCUAUCACACUGAUGGUGGAGGACAAACAUAUGCCAAGUGCCAAGAGCAAGGUUGUCUACAUCCGCACAAGCCCCUCAGCGCCCUCCAUGCCUCAGGAUGUGCGGGCAUACUCUAACUCCUCGACGCAGCUGCUUGUGCGUUGGUCGCCCCCCAUCGCACCAAAUGGAAACCAGACAUAUUACCUGGUCAGAUGGCAGCAACAAACCGAAGACAGAGAGCUCUACCAACACAACUACUGCUCUAAAGAUCUGAAGAUUCCCAUAAGGAUUGCUGCCAUAGGUGUGGGAGACCAGGAAGAGGACACCAAGCCCACUAAAUCGGAUCCUGAGGGGGGAGAUAAAGGUCCAUGUUGCCCCUGCCCCAAGUCAGUGGAGGACCUGGAGGCAGAAGCCGCUGACGCCUCCUACCGAAAGGUCUUUGAAAACUUCCUGCACAACUCAAUUUUUACACCAAGGCCUCCAGAUCGUCGGCGCAGAGAUCUCUUUGGCAUCGCCAACUCCACUCACUCCCGCCGCAACCGUCUGCACACCAACAGUAGCAAUGUCCCUCCUCUCCAAGCCGCUGUUAACAGCAGCACCCUGGCUGAGGUGGAGCCAGCUGACAGAGAGUUUUCUUUCAGGGAGCAAGCUGUGACAGAGCGCAGGCUGCAGAUCUCUGGCCUGCAGCCGUUCACUGUGUACCGCAUUGACAUUCACGCCUGCAAUCGACAGGUCCAGCGUUGCAGCGCGGCAGAGUUCGUCUUCUCCAGAACCAAGCCUGCAGAAAAGGCUGACGACAUUCCGGGCCAGGUGACCUUGGAGGGCCAUGAGGACUGGGUGUUUCUGCACUGGCCAGAGCCGCCUCGACCCAAUGGACUCAUCCUCAUGUAUGAGAUCAAGCUUAAGCUGGCUGCUGAGACUGAGAAACACGAGUGUGUCUCUGGUCAGAUGUAUCAGGCCCAGCGUGGCGUUCGGCUUUCCAACCUCAGUCCAGGAAACUACUCGGUCAGAGUGAGAGCCACGUCGCUGGCUGGCAACGGCUCCUGGACACAUGUUGUUGAUCUCUUUGUAGCUGAACGAUAUGAAAACGUCCUCUAUGCUAUGAUCUUCAUUCCCAUCGCCAUCAUCCUCUUCAUCUGCCUGCUGGUCACAAUGCUGGUGGCCUUCAACAGGAAAAGGAAUAGCGACCGUCUUGGAAACGGAGUCCUGUAUGCCUCAGUCAAUCCAGAGUACUUCAGUGCUGCAGAAAUGUAUGUACCAGAUGAGUGGGAGGUGGCGCGGGAGAAGAUCGCCCUGAGUCGAGAGCUUGGCCAGGGCUCGUUUGGCAUGGUGUAUGAAGGCCUGGCGAAGGGCGUGGUCAAAGACGAGCCAGAGACACGAGUCGCCAUCAAGACUGUCAACGAGUCCGCCAGCAUGAGGGAGAGAAUAGAGUUUCUCAAUGAAGCCUCCGUCAUGAAGGAGUUCAACUGUCACCAUGUGGUUCGUCUCCUGGGAGUGGUCUCUCAGGGUCAGCCCACUCUGGUCAUCAUGGAGCUGAUGACACGAGGAGACCUUAAGAGUUACUUGCGCUCCCUCCGACCUAAAGAGCAGCAGUGGACGAGCCUGUCUCUCCCUCCUCUGAAGAAGAUGCUUCAGAUGGCAGGGCAGAUCGCUGAUGGCAUGGCAUACCUCAACGCCAACAAGUUUGUCCACAGAGAUCUGGCAGCCAGGAACUGCAUGGUGGCUGAGGACUUCAUCGUUAAGAUUGGAGAUUUUGGCAUGACCAGAGACAUAUAUGAGACGGAUUACUACCGCAAAGGUGGUAAGGGUCUGCUCCCUGUCCGCUGGAUGUCACCAGAGUCCCUGAAGGAUGGAGUCUUCACGAUUAACUCUGAUAUUUGGUCGUUUGGGGUUGUUCUGUGGGAGAUUUCCACUCUGUCUGAGCAGCCGUACCAGGGUCUCACAAAUGAGCAGGUGCUCCGCUUUGUCAUGGACGGAGGGCUGCUGGAGAAACCACAAAGCUGUCCUGACAUGCUGUUCGAACUGAUGCGAAUGUGUUGGCAGUUCAAUCCUAAGAUGCGUCCAGCCUUUGUGGAGAUCAUCAGCAGCAUCAAGGAUGAACUGGAGCCGUCGUUCAAAGAGGUUAGUUUCUUCUACAGCGCUGACAACAAGCCGACCGAGGAGCAGCAGGUCCACCUGGACAAAAUGGACAGCAUUGAAGAUGUUCCUCUGGACCAACCUUCGUCCACACAGCCACAGCAAUCCCUAGUCCCCCAACAGACCCCGCCCUCCCCGAGCUCAGAGGCUCCACCUGCCCCCUCACUGAGCCCAUGCUCCCCUUCCUCUCCCUGUACAUCAACCGCUGCCAUGGACAAGCAGGCGACAGGCCAGCAGGCGGCCAACGGGCUGUCGGGUCCAAGCCUUGCAGCAGGGUCAGAGCUCGGGACAGGCGCGGGCGCCACAAUGCGGCCAUCUCUUGAGGAUCUGCCGCCGUAUGCACACAUGAACGGUGGACGCAAAAACGAAAGGGCCAUGCCCCUCCCGCAGUCUUCUGCUUGCUGAUGGGAUAGACACACCAACCAGACUGCCCCCUGCUGCUCUGCAGAACCUGAUGUCACAGUGGGUGUGAUCUUUUAAAAAAAAUAUUGAUAAUAUAGAUAAACACCAAAACCAUCCCUACUAUCUGGGCGUGGUUACUCAGAGAGGAGCAAAGACUCACAGGAAGUCGGAGGAACUGUUUCUGUUACUGUUAGUUCAUGCUCUGCUGUAACUCCAUUCACUCUUUUCAGAUUAUUCUACUUGAGGUUUCUACCAGCUGGCUGUCAGAUGUGACACUGCCCUCGCUGCUGAGUGGAAAGACCAAAAAAAGAAAGAAAAAAAAAAGAAAAAAGACAGGAAAAUAUAAAAAUAAUUGGGGGAGAUCCCUCUGUCUCUCUCUCUCUCUUUAUGGAUCAUCUUAUUUUAUAAAUCGGUGUUUGCUACUUUUUAUAUGUAUUUCCAAACAGAAAGACAAAAUGUAUAGGCCUUUAUAAACAACUGGUGUUUUGAUCACUUUUGGGCGGGCAUUAUGGUGAAACUGUUAAGCAUAUCAAAUGAAAAAAAAGAUCAGCGUCUUCGUCUGUCGUUCAGUAGACUUGUUGCGGCAGGAUGGGUCUCAGCAUAAUGCCAGGUCGACAGCCAUUCUGCUGAAUCUUAAACAACCAAGGGGAGAAAGGUCAAACCUGCCAAAUUUGUUGCCAAAAUUGUACUUUUUGUCAAAGGAUCUCCUCUGCAGUCUUGCCCUGCAACACACCAGAUGGAAAAUGGAAGAAAAUCAAAAGCACUUGGAUUUGUUACCACACUGUUAGUUCAUUUUUGAUGACAUGUCCCUCUACAGUCCUACACCACUCCUCUAUUGCUGUUUGAUACACACACACACAUACUGUACUAUAUCAGAUUGAAGUCAUAGACAGAGGUUACAUCAAUUUAUCUGAAAUUCAGCCACAUCCUGUGGCAAGUGCUGUUUCGUUACAGUUUAACUGCCAAUACAGUCAAUAAGUCAAAAUAAUUCAAUAAAGAGGUGAGGACUGCAAAGGGAAUGAAGCAUAAAGAAGAAGAUAAAUAUAAACACUAGAUCUAUAAAGGCGUUAGCUCCUUGUUCAAAGACGUCCUUGCUGUAUACAAACAGGUAUUUUUUUAGACUAGCCAUUAGUCUCCAACAUUUACAACAUCUUUACGUGGGCAGAUCAUUUAUGUACACACCAGUUGUUUUUGUCACUUUUCUAACUUUUGUAUGGUAGGAGACAUUUAUCAUGUACAGAACAAAGCUGCUAUUCCUUAUUUCUCUUGUGGUUGUAAUAUAGUUAAUAUCUAUAUAUAAAAAGAGAACUCCUUCAGGUUGGAUCUACGAACGUUUCCACUACAGUCCAUUUUUUAAUGCUUGUAACUGUAUAAAGUGUAUCUGACCCAGUUUCUUUUCUGUGUUUGCGUAAAAAAGGUAUGACAAUUGAAAUUGUGUGUUUUCAAAACACCUGUAAUGUCCCCUCCCAUCUUACGAUAGGACAGCGAUGGUGCCAGCGGCACUCAAAGUUCUCAUGUUCUCAUGUUCUAUGGGACACAUUCGAGCUCGGUCCUCUAAGGUUUGGACUAGCCCACCUCAACCCAUCAUCAUACUCGGAGAUUAAAUCGUCACUGCUGAGUCCCAACUAAAUCUCAGGUCAGAGAGAAAAGUAAAAUCCUUUUCUACGUUCUUUUUUGUGCUGUCAUACCCAGAGACAUUGUGUGUCUCAUUCUAUGUCCCUCUGACUGGGUUAUUGCAUUUUCUCUCAUCAUUAGGCAAGAGCAAUCUUUCUUACAUCAGCCUGACACCAGAAUAGGGUUUCCAUGGGUCCUUGCACUUCAAUGAGUCUAAAUACACCUGAAUAUAUUAAUAAAUAAUACUGUUAGUUAUAUAAUCGAAAUGGAUCAACGAAUUUUUUUUUUUAUUUACUUUAUUUUAAUGACCCGUCAUUAACAAGAAACUUUUAAUGUUUGUUUUAUAGUUCAUAUAUAUAUCACUCAGUGGAUAAAUUAAUUCAAACUUAGCUUAACCUUAUUUUACACAAGCUCUGUUUUAUAUUUUUCAACUCCUUGUUUUCCUUUUUCAUGGUCUCCCUUCAAAAUAUAUUCUUUAUAUGUCCCUUGUUUUUUUCGCGUGUAUCAUUAUUUGACGCUAAAGCAUUUUAGCCAACACACAAAUGUCAACAGAGUUAGCUAGCUAACUCUGUUGACAUUUAAAAUAAACAUGUAAAAUAAAAAGCUUUUUUUAUUUUACUUGGUUUAUUUCGAUACAUGCGUCAUUAAAUGACGAACAAAAUUGAAGGAGACAUGAAACACAAAUUAAGAGAUUAAGAGAAUUUAUGAAAACAAAUGCACGAUGCCUUCUUGCUAGUGUUAGCUAGCUAAUUAGGCACAUUUAGCUGCAGCUGGUUUGCUAGCUGAAAGCGGCUCUUUGUGUUUAGCUAGCAGUACUUUUAGGCAAGCUAGGCAGAUGCUAGGCACACAUAGAAAUGCUGGACUUUAUUAUACAUGGACACAGCAGUGUUGUCGUCAUAUCAGCAUUGUUAAGUAUUGUUAAUAUAGAUGAUUAAAAGUGUGCAAACUUAAAAAAGGAAAACUGACGUACUGGAGAAUAUAAUGAGCAAGAGAAAGCUAAAUAGGAGUAAAAUGAAUCAUACUGAGAAAGGAUUUGUAUUUUCCUUUUACUUUCCAUUGUGAUUAUUUAGAUAACAGUAUUAUUGAUGAGUUCAUUGGUUCUAAUAAUAUUUCAUAAAUUUGUUUGGACCUUUCAGGCUUCAUAAAAUGUUUGCUGCGUAAAAGAAACUGUGUUGAAGAUACAGACUAAAUUCAAAAUGGAAUUGAAUCAGUUCAGAAGCAAGUGUGGACAUCUUGUUUUUCUGAAGGCAAGUGCAAAAAACAAAAGAAGAAAAAACCCUGUCUGUUUGGAUAAUUUCACUUCCUGCUAAUCAAUGUUUCUCUUGAAUCAAGGGUGCUGCUGGAGUAAUCCAUAUUAUUUAUCUGUUUUCAACAUAUUAGCAUGUUUGUAGAAGAUUGCUGAAGUAAAGGUGGUUUGAGAAAUGGGUGGAACUGAGAAUUUCUUUGAAAAUUGCUUUAGUAAAAACAAGAUUUCGCACCCGAGGAUGAUGCUAAACCUAUUAAACAAAUCCUGGACAUGUUCUGUUAUUAGACAACUCAACCUGAAUUCGACAAGAGAGCUAACUGAAGGUCCUAUGUGCUGAACAUCUAAGAGUGUAUCAGAUUUUAUGAAGAGGUGUAUAAUCAGAGAGGACCACAUGGAGUAGAUUUGUCUCAUUAACUUCAAAACGUUGUUUUUGGAUUUUCCCAGCCCAGAUGUUUUUGGUUAUUUAUGUUACUUUUCAUUUGAAGUGUUAAAUCACUGUACAAAUUCCCCACAAGUUGUUUUUUCCUUCUAGUAUUUGUAUUUUUUUUUGCUAUUUCGGGGGAAGGUUUCGUUGUUAUUCCUUCAACCAUCCAUCUACCUCACUGUUUUGUUUUUUUCCUUUUUCAAUCUAUAUAAAUGUACAGAAAAAAAAACAUUUCAUCUCCGUUGUUUGGCUACAACGGUCGUCUUAGUAAGAGCUGUUGAUAAGGUCAAAUUUAAACCACAAACCAAACCAUUCUCAGAUCAUUCCUAAUAGAGAAGAAAAGAGUUCUGUAACUUUUUUGGUGGGGGGGGCUUAUACUAGACUUAAAGGCUGGCUUUAUUUCUCGGAUGCUCGCCUGUGAGAGGCGGUGGCGUGUUCCUCCCUUGCAGUUAAAGCCUCCUCACCUCCUCCCUUUCUCCACACUCCCCUCUCCCUCUGCUCCUCCCACUACUUUGAAGUGUAGUUCCAGUUAGGGGCUCUCGUGCGUUGCUGUUACCUUAUUACAUGCAUCGGUUUUCUGGUGGGUCCUUUGCUUGACGAGAAAAUAGGUCUAUUCUUUCUUUUUUAACAACAAAAUGUAAACAUGUUAUUUUGCAAUGAAACACAACUGAACUUAAAUAUAAACAAGCAAAACUGAUACUUAAACUUUCAAUUUAGUUUUUGUGUUGCACAAAUUCAAGUAAGUCAUUUCUGGCUACCAUAUGUUUGGAUCAGGUGUGACUUGAGAAACACCUCAAGUGUGAGGAGCUGGAUAAAGAUGUUGUAUUUGUUUUUGUUUUUAUUACCACCAUUACAGGAAUUACAGGUACUGUUCCUUGUGCCUAGACCUGUUGCCGUGGUGAUCAUAAUCCCAGAAAAAAACAUCCUGACUAUUCUCUUCUCCUUUUUUUCUUCUUUUUUCACGAGUCUUCUUCCCACCCUCAUUGGAAUCAUUGUAAUUUCAGGCUGGGAGUCUCAGUGAUAUGAGUCCUCCGGUCCAGUCCGCCCACAAAAGCAGACUGUGGUGGUCGCGUGGCGGUUUGAACUGACGUGAAUGGGUAUUUCACUGUUUGUGGUCUGAUUUCACUUAAACCACUGGAACACCUCACAGAGCGGACUUCAAAUCGAACAAAUUUCUUCUCUUAGUUUUUUUUGUUACACCGAUGGCCAAUUUGUCACCAAGAUUUUGAUGUGUGUAAAUUAUUCAUAGCCUUCCAGCUCUUGUGUUUCAACUGCAAUGAUCUGUUAGACAAAAGUCCAAUUUUUGGUUUUCUUUUGUACAUGCUGUUGUAAGAAUUUUUCCUGUUAUCAAUAUAAUCUGAGUACUGGGGAAAUGAUUGGCUGAAGGAAAAGAGAAUGUCUGUUUCUCUGAUUCUUUUUUUUCUACAUGAGAUUUAAGAUGAAUAAAAAUGUAUGCAAACUGU
This is a messenger RNA of Pleuronectes platessa (European plaice), 9851 nucleotides long. RefSeq names its product insulin-like growth factor 1 receptor. Gene Ontology annotation, molecular function: phosphatidylinositol 3-kinase binding; ATP binding; insulin receptor substrate binding. Bases 851 to 5107 code for a protein of 1418 amino acids. The transcript is spliced from 21 exons. NCBI's taxonomy places the organism in Eukaryota, Metazoa, Chordata, Actinopteri, Pleuronectiformes, Pleuronectidae. The record is from RefSeq and is a predicted model, not a curated record. Gene Ontology annotation, biological process: positive regulation of kinase activity; multicellular organism development; protein autophosphorylation. Gene Ontology annotation, cellular component: axon; membrane; insulin receptor complex.